AUGGUAUGUUCGAAGCUGAAACUUCUAGAGGUAUAUAUAGCAAUCGAUUUGCUGGAGCCAUAUCGACGUAACCAAGCUAAACGGAUGUUGGCCGAAUUUGAUGAAACGUGUAAAAAGAUCGGUCUUCAGCUGAACCUAGACGAGAAGAUGUUUAUGAGGAACGGAUGGGUUUCUGAUGCCUCAUUCACGUUCAAGAACAUAUCUGAAUGCUUCAGCUAUGUAUAUCUACGUCGGGAAAUCAACAUGAUGAACGACCUGACCUCCGAGCUGGGCAGAAGAAAACGAGCGGCUUGGAGAACAUUCAAGUGCAUCGAGGAUGUAGUGGAGAGGACCAAGAACAUUAGCCUCCGUGCUCACCUAUUCAACAUCACCGUUCUUCCUGCUUUCACCUACGCUUCAAAGACGUUUGCGUUUCGCAGGCAGAAGAAAAAUGCAAUCGGCGUCAUAGAACGCGGAAUUGAAACGGUGUUGCUAGAAGUAUCCCUCUUUACGCAAGUGAAGGAAGGGAUUCGAAAUUCACUCAUACGUCACCGAUCGAAGAUCAAAGACGCUGCCGCAUAUGCCAAGGAAAGCAAAAUUAGUUAUGUCCUUAAUGUUUCAGCCACCAAGAUUUGUAUCGAAGGUGAUGACAGCUCAUCCGGUUCGACUAUUUUAGAAGAAGUCAAAAAAAAGUGCCACUCACUCUUGAAUAAUCUUGGAAACGUUGAAAGCGGGAAACACUUCGACGAGAUAGAGUCAACGUUUUGUGAAGAGGCUGUGAAAUGUUGUAUGAAACCCACAACGUUGAGCCAGACACAAUCAAAUACAGAUCCACAUCUCACUUCGGGCAGAAAAUAUUUCUCCACAUGCAUUCUGGAUUAUAACUACAAUCCUCAUAUAAAAAAAAAUACAUGCCACAUCAACAUAACUUUUCGCAAAAAGUGUACUACGAAUCAAACAUCGGAGGAACAAUCUCAAAAUACAACUGCGAAGAGAAACGCUUGCAUUAGUGUGAAAACAAAGGAGAUACAAGCGAUGGUUACCUCUUCGAAGAAAAAAGUAACAGAAGCUGUCCCGAACACUUUUUUGUUCAUAAUCGACGCUGCUGAAAGUAAAACUAGUGGCGACUCGGAGGGCAGCAGCGCGAAUACUACCUAUAAAACGAUACCACCAGACGGAAAUGAAGAAAGCGAAGUGGAUGGAGAACUUCCCGAAAACACAGCGAGUGUUACGGCAGUGAUUAACGGUACGAUCGAGCAUACAACGUCGAUACAACGUCUCUUCUCUGCACAUUCACACCCAGUGACGCAAGCAACAACGCUGUCGACGACAGUCCACACUGAUGGAAGCAGUAGCGCCACAGCCGGUACAGCUACACUAGCAAGUGAUGUCACCACCUCUAUCAGUUCUACCUAUUCGUUAAGGAUCCAUCGCACAAGGCCUGGUGUGGAAACAUACCAUUAUUAUGAUGGAUAUACCGAUUCUACUGAUACGCACCCAUCACAAUUCCAACGAAGGACGAGUGGAGUUGAAACCACAUAUUAUCACGACACAAAAACCCACCUACCGGAUGGCACGACUACAUUGGUGGAGGAUAUUGGAAGGUCUACUUCCCCUACGUAUUUAUCUCAAAUUAAAACUUUUACAGAACCACACAAUGCACUAGGAGUAACAUCUGCUAUAGUUCCUGAAAACACUGACUUUACUUCCACGUAUUCAUCAGAACUCCAGAGAAGAUCCAGUAGAGUGGGAACCUCUUACUAUUACGGAAGAAAAACCCACUUUUCACCUAGCACAUCUACAGUAACAGAAGAUAUUGGGAGGUCGACUGCUACUACUCACGAAACCCAAAUUAGAACCUCAACAAAGCCAUACAAUGCACCAGAAGAGACCCUAGCUACAGUUUCAAAUUCUGCUGCUGCUAACGGUUCAUCUAGUGCUCCUAGGACAGAAGAUAACGACUCUGGCUACACUGCUUCAGAAGUAACAUCAGCUCCUGCUACUAGUUAUACUAGAGGAAGAACGAAAGCUUUGUUUAGUAGUGCCAAAACAAUAGAAGAAGAGAGCGGUUCCGCGAAAGUUACGUAUGCUCCCAGAACUCAACAAAGAACCUCUCCAAAAUUGGCUUCAACUGCACCAUUCACCGCCACUUCUUCAACGCACUUCCUAGGAACUCAACCAAUAACGUCUGCACAGCCACACACCACUCUAGAAAUAACAUCGGUUACAGCUCUUAGUCAUUCAGGAAGAAGUAUUAAUGUUUUAUCAGGCGUAACAACCGCAGAGAAAGAUGUUGAUAGCACUUCUACACAUUCGCAAAAAACUCAGUCAUCAGCAGUUGAAAACGGAAGUUUCACUGCCUCGAACAAGAACACUGCUCUACCAAGUAGUACCAGUAGUGGCAGAGCAACAGAAGAAAAGGGUAUUUCCGCGAAAUUUACGCAUGAUCCGAGAACUCAACAAGGAACCUCUUCGAAAAUGACUUCAUCUACACCAUUCACUUAUCCUGAACGAAGUGCUAGAACUUAUUUAGACAAAAGCACCUGGGACGUGGAAGAUCUCAGUUCUGCCACUUCUUCAAUGCACUUCCUGAGAACUCAAUCAAGAAUCUCUACACUACCAUUCAUCACUCCAGAAUUAACGUCAGUUACAGUUCCUAGUUAUUCGGGAGGAAGUACCAGUGUUUUACCUAGCACUACAACCGCAGGUAACGAUGACGAUAGCACUUCUACACAUUCACUAAAAAUCCAGUCGCCAGCAGGUGAAUAUGGAGGUUUCACUGUCUCCAACAAGAACACAGGUUUGUUAAGCAGUAGCAGGAGGAAGAGCAGUGAAGCUCCGGUUAGCAGUACCGAAAAUAUGAAAGAUAAUUGGAGAACUCCUUCUUCUACAACGCAUACUUUAACGACUCUGAAGGUAGCCUCCACAUUAUUGCACACUUACAAGGAACUACCGUCAAAAAUGGAUUUGAAUACUCACAAAACAGUCACCGGCGAAUCGUCCAGCAGCAACAGCUACGCAACAGAGUUCGAAUACCCUACCUCUUUCUUCAGCAUUUACUCGAAGAGAACUACGUUGCCACAUAGUAAUCCAAAAGAUGCGCCAGCGACGCAUUCUAGUAGUUCUCAUACAAGUAACAGGGGUGUAGCUACCACUACAAUCUCAGGUGCAGUUAGGAGUACCACUAGUUCCACACAUACUCCAGAAAUUCAGCGGACAGCUGAGUCUCCAAACACAAAGGAAAGAACGCUGCUCACAACCUCACCUCUUUUCGCUGAAACUGCUCGAGGUACUAGUUCGAAAAGUGAUUUCAGCGCUACUCCCUUUUCUUUCAUGACCUCGCAAGGAACAAUUCAGUCAACUAAAAGUUCCGAAAGUUCAUCUUCCGCUUCAAUUUCUACUACAUUCACCUCAACAAUACCAGAAAACACAAAGCUCAUUCACCAUUCAAGUGCUCAUGAUCAAGUUCAUGAAAAUAUUUCGGAUGAAGAAACAACGACAAGGGUAACAGGUGUACUCACAACUAAAAACACAGUAACACCUUUGACAACCUUGUCUUUAAUGACAUCAGCGAAUAAAAAGCAAGUCGACGAACUUUCGCUAAACACUUCGGCUACAAGCUCUACAGUAGAAACGUUAGAAAGCGUUUUGGAGCCUUCUGACGCUUCUGACAGAUUUACAAAUGGCACAGAACACCCAGAAUUCGGGAAAACAUCUCAUAGCUCAACAGCUAUCCCAGUGAUAAACACCGCUUUGGGACUAACUAAAAGAAACGUUCAGCUCACAAAUGGGACGGAACACCCGGAAACGAAGACAACAUCGUACAGUUUAACAGCUGUUCCAACAUUAAGCACCAUUGCGAAAUUUACUGAAAGGAACACUGAAUUCAAAAACGAGACGGAACACCCGGAACUAAGGACAACCUUCCACACUUCGGCAACUACUUCGACGUUAGGGACAACUGAGAAACUUACUAAAAGACAUUUUUUGAAGCUGUUUUCCCCUUCACCGCCUAAAAUGAUGGGCUCUAUGUUAUCUAUUACGGAGCAACAAACCUCUCAGCCAUCGUCACAACGACACACAAAUUCGACUUCGACUUCAGCACCUAGCAGCAAAGCAGUGUUCUUACAGUUCACUGAAACUACAUUAGAAGACGAGCUCAGAACAGAAAAAAGUACUGUGGGAAGCUAUACUUCCCGAAUCACCUCACCACAAACAACACCAAACACCAUAUUCUCUUCUACGCUGCCCAGGAUCGAUGGGACUUCAUUCUCGGAAGACCAUUCACGUCUAAAAACCUUGCCAUAUGGUUCCAGAGAUAAAACGUCAUUUACAACGACAAUAUCUGCAUCUACAAAAACUAGUGAAGAAACAACAAGAAGAGCGCUGGAGGAAUGCGAGAAGCCUUGUCCGAGCGGUUACAUUGAAGGUCCUGCGUACUGCUACCGCAUUAUUCCAAUUAAACUAUCUAGAACCUACCGAAAGGCACUGGGUUUCUGUCAGACGAACGAUAACUCAGACCUAGCUCGUCAACAAGACUUUCUUGACCCUGAGGUUAUCCGCGUCGCAAAGGAGUUAAGCCAACAAAUGAAUAUACCAACGACUAGGUUCUUCAUAAACGAGAGGACAUACCGAAACAGAGGGAAGUUGCGGCUGGUCGACAUUAAUGGGACAGACGGCUCUACACUUGUUGUAAAUUCCACUGUGUCUGCUAACGAGGUCGUCCUUAAUGUGGCUGCACUUUGCAGAAAGACAAAGUACUGUGCAUCCUUGCCUUGUGAGUUGAGCGAUUUCGCAAAAUUUGGUAAAGAAAAGGAGCUGAUCAUUCCGGAGAAUCUGACAAUAAUCAAUAUUGGCGAAACAAUCGAGCUUCCAUGUGCGUCCUCCGAGAGCAACACUGUCAUAACCUUCACCUGUAAAGACAAAGGGAACAUUCGACCACAUCCAAGCAGAGUCAACUGCGACGUAAAAGACACAAGUAAAGAUCAGGAAAGCAUUGAAACUUCCUGGAAUACAAAGGUACAGACAUCUUGUGAGAAGUGCCAUAGUUUGGGAACUGCUUCGUGCGCUGUUGUGUCAGGAGGAUUUUCUUGUACUUGUAACCCAGGAUGGACGGGAUACCGAUGUAUUAGUGCACCAGAUAUGUGUAAAUUGCAAAAAUGGAAUUGUGGGCAGAAUGGUAAAUGCGUGACAAUAAUAGACCAGGCUUACUGUGCUUGUGACGAAGGAUUCGGUGGAACUCAUUGUGAAAUAUCGAUGAUCCACAUUUCAUUUAAUGGACAAAAUGAGAGUUCAUUUCUGUCUCCAGGCACUGCUUCAGCUCUAGCGCUUACUGCAGGCGAAACAUUCACGAUAAUUGCAAAGGCUGUUCUCCUCAUUCACGUCCCACGAACGGAACCUGAUCCUCAAGCAUCAUAUCAAGAAAUACGUUCAACAUUCUUGAUGUGCGCUGGUUAUCUGUUUUUGUUUCUUCACCAUCCUGGUCUACUCCUUCUGGACAUGUAUAGAUGUACACUUGCGUGGUACGGAACUACUACCUUCUACUCACUUGCACUCACCACAUACGCGCUUGAAGCAGUAAAUGCUUACGAGGUCAUAGUAGUAAAGCAGCGUAACGUUUGGGGUCUUGAUAUCGAUGAGAAGAAGUCGUGGUAUUACGGCUUGACAUUUCGUCUGCUGUUUUCUUUCGCCGCAGUGGGUGGUGCCGUUAUUGCAGUUGGUGCUAGCGCAUUCAAUCAGCUCACCACACAAUGGACCUGUGUGGGGAUCUAUUCGCAGAACUCUAUAAAUUUAUGGCUUCCAUUAGUUCUUCUGAAUUUGAUACUUGCAUUAGCUGCUAGUGCUUAUUCGUACAAAGCAUCAUUUAUUCAAUGGUACUUGCCGCAAUACGAAGAGAAAAUGGAGAAGAAUACAGAGAAAUUGGAUUUGGCCGCGCGGAGCAACGUUGAGAAGUGUAAGCGGGAUAUUUACUUCACGUUCAUUGGGCCAUGGCUAUUGUGUGGAGUUUGGAUUCUGCAGACAGCAUCAAGUUACCGGACGAUGGACACAUCUCUGAAUCUACUAACAAUGAUAAUUCCACUACUCCAUACCGUCUGCAAUAUCCUCCAAUCUGUGCUCACUACUCCAACGACGUACAGCAGAGCACUCCAGCUGGCCAUGAGAACAAUGCCUAAGAGCAUAUCACCUGCAUGUGAUCCGGUAACUAUGUGGACAAGAGGAGAAGUUUUGCAAAGGAGUAAAAUUAGGAAAUAUGGAGGAAAAGUAGAAAUUUUACAAAACAACGCGAUAUAUCCAUGGACUCCAGCGUUUGAACAUUACGUUCCAAAAUGCAAACGUGGUCGCAUAAAGAAGUGUUGGAUGCGCACCUACGCUAAAAUGAGGGUAGAGGAGGAAAGCAGGACAAAAUCCGAACUUAUCUGGGGAGUGUUCGUUAAGGAACUAUGUGACCAUGGUGUAUAUGAAUACAGUAAACCUGUCCUAGAUCAACUAAGAUAUCUGUUCAAAUGUUGGGUUGUUCAAACGUACCGAAGCGACCCGAAAAGUGACACCGUGAAACCAAGACGAACUCGUGCUGGUGAAGAACUGGAAUACCUUCUGUCCAACUACUACGAAGUGCUUAACAGUUUGAAUAUUCUGAAGCUCACUCUUUCCAGUCGCAUCCAGAGAAGUGAUUACUAUAACUCGAUUGAGAACUACCUUAGAACAUGUGACACAUAUGAUCCUUUCCUGAUGUGUAUGAUCACUUCGAUGGAUAGGAACGGUAACACAGAGCAAAUUCCACUUUUAAGAACGCCACUGAAGUUGCUUAGCAUCCAGGUGCUGGACGAUAUGAAGCUUGCUUCAGAGGAGGAGAACACAAUGUCACAUCGAAACGUAAGAAGGAACGGAGAACCUAACACUCCAACUUGGAUGCUAACGAGAGGGGAGAAAACAGCGGAAGAACUACGUGAAUUUUCUAAUCGCGUUUGGGAGAUGGCGAAACAAAACUGGGAUUAUCUUCAGAGAUCAAAAGCACUAUAA
Messenger RNA from Necator americanus (New World hookworm), 6999 nucleotides. RefSeq lists its product as uncharacterized. The transcript has 27 exons. Bases 1 to 6999 code for a protein of 2332 amino acids. The record is from RefSeq and is a predicted model, not a curated record. NCBI's taxonomy places the organism in Eukaryota, Metazoa, Nematoda, Chromadorea, Rhabditida, Ancylostomatidae.